Salvia splendens (bonfire salvia) is the source of this 1087-nucleotide messenger RNA. Its product is annotated as cyclin-U4-1. Gene Ontology annotation, molecular function: protein kinase binding. The transcript is spliced from 2 exons. Gene Ontology annotation, biological process: regulation of cyclin-dependent protein serine/threonine kinase activity. The record is from RefSeq and is a predicted model, not a curated record. The coding region runs from base 294 to 878 and encodes 194 amino acids. Lineage: Eukaryota; Viridiplantae; Streptophyta; Magnoliopsida; Lamiales; Lamiaceae.
AUUUCAUAAAUAAAUAAAUAAAUAAGAAAAUGCAAAAAAAUUAUGAACCGGCGGUUUCGGCAAAAAACCGGUGAUUUUGAACCGCCCCAUGAACCGGCAGUUUUUUGAACCGAAACCCUUGGCGGGCCGGUUCCAGUUCAUGAAAAUGUUGAACCGUGUGCAUGCCCUAAACCCACUUAAUCCCAAUUCCACUCAUUAAUCUCCUUGAGUAGCUGUAUACCUAUAAAUAGAAGGUCGCUAGCUAGCAUCAUUAAACAUAAAGUGAUUAAGCAAUUGACAUUGAUCAAUUAACAAUGAGUGCCGAGCUGGAGAUCCCGGACGACGACAUGCCGAGGAUGAUCGGGUUCCUCUCCUCCGUCCUCGAAAGAGUAGCGGAAUCCAACGACGGACUGAGGUGGUCGGAGGCUCAAAAGACGUCCAUCUUCCACGGACUAACGCGGCCAGCCAUCUCUAUCCGGUGCUACAUGGAGAGAAUCUUCAAGUACGCCAAGUGCAGCCCCUCGUGCUUCGUGGUGGCCUACAUUUACUUGGAUCGCUUCGUGCACAAGCAGCCCGCGCUGCCCCUCAAUUCCUUCAACGUCCAUCGCCUCCUCAUCGCCAGUGUCUUGGUUUCUGCCAAGUUCAUGGACGACAUAUUUUACAAUAAUGCAUACUAUGCUAAAGUGGGAGGAAUAAGCAGGACAGAGAUGAACCUGCUUGAAGUAGACUUCUUGUUCGGGCUGGGGUUCCAAUUGAACGUCUCGACGACGACGUAUCAUCACUACUGCUCUUAUCUCCAGAAGGAAAUGCUGCUUCACUUCCCUCCUCUUUCCACAAGUAGAAACAUCCCGUUUCACGUCGACGACCAAGGAUCAACUCAACACCAGUUAGCAGUUUAGUCGCGCGCCCGAGAGACAGAGACAGAGACAUUACAGAAUAGAAGCAAACAAAUUUUACAUGAACUGAACAAUCAAUCCUGCAAAGCUGCUCCUAUUAAGGCCUCAUUGCUAAAAUGUAUAAUUUGCCUCAACAAUGAUAUCACUUUUUUUCAUUUAUAACACAACAUAAAUGAAAACAAUGACAAAGCAAAGUCAAGUUAUUGGAGUAA